GGACAGUACGGGUCGGGGUAAAUUUUGUGAAUGGCUUCCAGCCUGCCUAAAAUGUGAAAUGAGACAUUGCGCUUUAGUUWUUGUUGGKUUUUUUUUUUUCUUCGAUGUGACAUCCAGAAGGACUGAUUUGUAACGGAGAAAACGAUGUUGAACGCGGAAGGGGUUGACAGUUCAGACCAGCUGAAUAUAUUUGAGAAACUGUCUAGUAGCAGGCCGCCGCAAGCAGCUAUGCUAGCAGGUUACCGAACGCCCCCUGCCCGCAGUGGACAUCGCUGUGUUGCUGAUAAUGCCAACUUAUAUGUGUUUGGAGGUUACAACCCCGACUAUGAUGAGUCAGGCGGCUCGGAAAAUGAAGACUAUCCACUGUUCAGGGAACUGUGGAGGUACCACUUUGCUACAGGCUGCUGGCAGCAGAUGCACACAGAGGGCUACAUGCCCACAGAACUGGCAUCUAUGUCAGCUGUUUUGCACGGUAACAACCUUCUGGUGUUUGGUGGAACCGGGAUCCCUUUUGGUGAAAAUAACGGCAACGACGUUCACGUUUGUAACGUCAAGUACAAGAGAUGGUCGCUGCUUAACUGUCGAGGGAARAAGCCUAACAGAAUCUAUGGACAGGCAAUGGUCAUUAUAAAUGGCUUCCUGUACGUGUUUGGGGGCACGACAGGUUACAUUUACAGCACAGACCUGCACAGGCUAGACCUGACCACCCGGGAGUGGAUCCACCUCAAGCCCAACAAUCCCCCUGGUGACCUGCCUGAGGAACGGUACAGACAUGAAAUAGCACAGGAUGGACAGAGGAUUUAUAUUCUGGGAGGGGGAACUUCUUGGACAUCGUAUCCUUUGGAUAAGAUACACGCCUAUAAUCUAGAGACAAAUUCCUGGGAGGAGAUUACAACUAAACCCCAUGAAAAAAUAGGGUAUCCUGCUCCGCGAAGAUGCCAUAGUUGUGUUCAAAUACAGAAUGAUGUAUUUAUUUGUGGGGGCUACAAUGGGGAGUUGAUAUUGUCGGAUCUGUGGAAGAUCAACCUGCACACUUUCCAGUGGAAUAAGCUACCAGCAGAGAUGCCUGAGCCAGCCUACUUUCAUUGUGCUGCAGUUACACCGGCUGGCUGCAUGUACAUCCACGGUGGUGUAGUGAACAUCCAUGAAAACAAGAGGACUGGCUCUCUGUUUAAGAUCUGGCUGACUGUUCCCAGCCUGCUGGAACUUUGCUGGGAGAAGCUUCUCAAGUCUUUUCCUCACUUGACUUCUCUCCCCACCUUUCAUCUGUUUAACCUGGGGCUCACGGAGGAGCUUGUAGAACGCUUGAAAUAAGCACAAAAAAAGAGAGAAAAAAAGAGAAAAAAAAUGGAGGCAUGGUCAGGCUGGGACAGACAGCGAAAAAGAUGAGAUAAAAUAUGAUUUAACCCAGGUUUUGGGAAAGUACCCGGCUCCUCCCCUGCCUGACGUAGCCCCACCUUAAAACCAAAAAACAAUGGGAUGCCUUUUUUUAUGUUCUAUUUUUUCUAGUGGAGGUGGACUGUAUGUAGAAUUUUUUAUGGAUUUUACUCAAACCCCUCCAAGUCACCACUGCUUCUUAGAGUUUGGAUUCACAGCUUCAACAAAACUGACAGUUUAAAAAAAAAGUUUAUUUUGCCACGUCAAGAAGUCAAACACUGUCAUUGUAAAUCAGCAUCCUCCAGGAACUUCAAGGAUUCAGCGAAGAAAACUAAUAGAUGUAUAUUUAUUUUUAAGGACUUUGGUGUUUUUUUCAUGAAGAAAUUGCUGUUUGCACAUCGUUUCAUAUAUUUGCAGGUAUUUACUUAUUUAAUAGAUUCUAUGUGCAUGGAUGACCACAGCAAGAAUACCAGACUAAAAAGGGAGCAGGKUUUUUUUUUCCUCCAUUGUUUCAUCUUCUGACAUUUCCUUCUAAAAGUGGACUUUUCUUGCCGAAGGUUUUAUGAUCAUCAGAAAGUUAGGGACAGAAUUCUGGUCCUGGAAAUUGUUCUUGAAUUUUUAACACAUGGCUGCCUGUGUCCAUAGAUUUAAAAAAAGAAAACAAAAACAAAGCUGGGAAACUUUAUUUUGCAUGCCUUGGAAAGAUUCAAUGGUAUUUAUUAGUGGUAAAUUGUCUUAGGCAUAGAACCACUGUGCUUUUCAUUUGCAUAGUCUUUAAUGCGUUCUUUUUUCCUGCUGCUGCUUUUGUUCAUUUUGCAUUAUUUAUAAAACACUUGCUAAAAUAAGUUUAGUUUCUACCCCAUAAAAUCCCCUCCUGUGUUCUUUUACAGCUUUCAUUUGUAAACUACAUAUCACUGUGAAUUUGGUGCUCUUAAAAAAUAACACUACAUGUUUUUAUUUUAAUAAAGAAUUAUUUUACUUUAUCAUUUAUGAGUUUUACCUGGGAGAUGAAGUAGCUGGCAUUUCCAAACACAUGUUUAUACUGCAGUGCCUUUCCUCAACCUUGUAAACGUAUUUUACAAUGGAGGCAGUGCAAGACUUUUUUUGCAUGCAUUUCUAGCCAAAAUUUAAACAUUUCUUUAGCUUCAAAAAGGGGAAAUCUGAUGAAAAUGCAGCAUAGUGAGUUCAAAUCUUCAGAUACCUGAUGCCAAAUAAUGUUGCAGCUUCUCAGUCUGGUUUUAAAAAAAGAAUUUCAAUCGAUAAGAUUUUGCCAAAUUGGAUGCCCCAAAAGACUUGAAUCUGAAUUUUUCUUUUUUAUUUCCGCCUUUUAGUUUCUGCAUGGUAUACCUUUUCUUUAAACAAAUCUUUACAAUCAAAAAGCUGUUUUACAUGUUUCCACUAAAAUGUUGUACAGCAGAAUUUUAUGGAUGUUGUUAGGUCUGUCAAUAAAAUAUGUCAUUAAUAA
Austrofundulus limnaeus is the source of this 2842-nucleotide messenger RNA. RefSeq names its product kelch domain containing 10 (gene klhdc10). Gene Ontology annotation, molecular function: protein binding. The transcript has 9 exons. The record is from RefSeq and is a predicted model, not a curated record. NCBI's taxonomy places the organism in Eukaryota, Metazoa, Chordata, Actinopteri, Cyprinodontiformes, Rivulidae. Gene Ontology annotation, biological process: positive regulation of stress-activated MAPK cascade. The coding region runs from base 145 to 1314 and encodes 389 amino acids.